Trichoplax adhaerens is the source of this 1422-nucleotide messenger RNA. RefSeq lists its product as uncharacterized. The record is from RefSeq and is a predicted model, not a curated record. The transcript has a single exon. The annotation marks the transcript as partial. Gene Ontology annotation, molecular function: iron ion binding; oxidoreductase activity, acting on paired donors, with incorporation or reduction of molecular oxygen; steroid hydroxylase activity. NCBI's taxonomy places the organism in Eukaryota, Metazoa, Placozoa, Uniplacotomia, Trichoplacea, Trichoplacidae.
UUGCUUUGCACAUUUGUAGUUAAACUUUACAACGAUUACGUCGUUCCAUACAAACGUUUAACAAAGUGUGGUCUUAAAAUGCCCAUUCCGAAGCCCUUUAUUGGUAACGUUUUGGAUUAUGGAUCUAGUGAACAACAUAUAUCUCAGGUUAAGAGACAAGAACAAUAUGGCAAUGUCUAUGGUACAUUUAUGUUUAAUGCUCCAACUAUAUGGGUUGGCGAUCCAGAUAUGCUUAAAGAAAUAAUGGUCAAAGAUUUUACUAAUUUUACUAACCGGUAUUCUUUAUCGAAUACAAUUAAACCUUUCAAUAAGUCGCUACUGCAAUUGGAUAAUAAAGAUUGGAAACGGGUAAGGACCACUCUUGUUCCGACCUUUAGUGCAUUAAAGUUAAAGACCAUUCUUCCGUUUAUUAAAGUAGCCAGCGAUGAUUUGGUCCAUAAAUUAAUGAAAGCUGAGGCUGAAGGAAAAGCUAUCGAUAUAUGGCAGCCAUACGGUAGAUAUACCAUGCAAGUUAUUUUAGCUACAGCAUUUGGAAUUGAAUUUGAGUCAAAAGAACAAGAAGCUAAACUUACAAAAGCUGCAGGGAUUUUAUUUAGAGAAACUAAUUCCUUAGUUCAAUUCUUUGUUGUCUUUGCAUCACGUUUAUUUAAAAUUUUCGAGCCUGUCAUUGGAGGAGGUAUCAUGAAUUCGACUCGUCUAUUAGUAACAACAGUCGAACGUGUAAUAAGGGAACGUCGAAAAAAUUUAAAGGAAGGGAUACCCUGUCGAAAAGAUAUUUUACAACAAAUGAUUGAAGCAAACCUAAAUGAUGAAGAAAUCGUCGCUCAAGCAAUAGUAUUUCUUAUUGCUGGCCACGAAACAACGGCUAAUACACUAGCUUUUGCUUCAUAUUUACUAAUGGCAAAUCCUGAAGCUCAAGAAAAGUUAAUUGCAGAAAUCGACGAUAAAUGCCCUGAUGAGAGCAGCCUAGACUAUGAAACAUUAUCUGAGCUACCUUAUCUUGAAAUGGUAAUAUCAGAAACAUUACGUAUCUAUCCAGCAGGAUUUUUCGUUAAUCGUAAGACCAAAGACGACAUGGUUGUGAAUGGUAUAGAUAUACCUAAGAAUUCGAUGAUAGGACUUCCAAUUUAUGCAGUACAUCAUAAUCCACAGCUCUGGCCUGAUCCAGAACGUUUCAUACCCGAACGAUUUACACCAGAGGCUAAAGCUAAGCGGCAUCCUUAUAGUUAUAUUCCUUUCGGUGGUGGACCUCGUAAUUGUAUUGGAAUGCGACUAGCUUUACUAGAAGCAAAAUUGGCAUUAGUGAAAGUGUUACAAAAUGUUAAGUUAGUAGCAGUAAAGGAAAGUGAAAUACCGUUAAGGUUGAAAUCUGGAGCUACAUUAUCUCCAGCUAACGGAGUAUAUGUAGGAAUCCAAAAAAGA